Molecule: messenger RNA, 468 nt
Organism: Anoplophora glabripennis (Asian longhorned beetle)
Lineage: Eukaryota; Metazoa; Arthropoda; Insecta; Coleoptera; Cerambycidae
Exons: 3
Coding region: 1-468 (155 amino acids)
Source: RefSeq, a predicted model, not a curated record
AUGAGUGGAGUUAAAUCCAAAGGUGUUGGUUUUCUGUUUAUGUUUAACAUAAUAUUUAGCGCAGCUCUUUAUGAACAUGAGCUUUCCUUGGAGUGUACAGGAAAAACGUACAAAAAUGUCACUCUGACUGCCUACUACCCAGAUUUCUUUGAUGAAGACCAUGAAGGAGGUUAUUUGGACAAGAAGGGUCAGAAACUCAGAUCAUUGCAGGAUUACAUAGACAAUAGGGCAGAUUACGUAACUUUAUCUAUGGACAACGCGCUGGGUAUACCAUAUGGUACCCCUGUAUGUAUUCCAGAAUUAAAUCAACACUAUGGGCACAAAAUCCUAUUGCAAGUAAGAGAUUCGUCGUUCGAUAUGUUCCAAAGCGGUUACACGAGAGCUGACAUAUGUGUGAGAUCUGAUGUCGACAGUUACGAUAGAAGUGUCAAUCGUGAGGUUACUUUAAUUUUCACCAAAAAUAUUUAA